GACAAACAUCGUCGAACUAGUCUCUGAGAAGAUGCCACCAAAGUCAGCUGCGGUCAAGACGGUCGCGGCCUCGCCUACUGGUACUGUUGCCGCUGCGGUGAAGAAGGCCGGUGCUGGACGCUCCAAGAAGAACAUCGUCAAAAGCAGUGGCCUCGAGAAGACGAAGAAGAGGAAGUCCCGCAAGGAAAGUUACGCGAUCUACAUCUACAAGGUGCUGAAGCAGGUCCACCCGGACACGGGAAUUUCGUCCAAGGCCAUGAGCAUCAUGAACAGCUUCGUGAAUGACGUGUUCGAGCGGAUUUCUGCUGAGGCAUCCCGGCUGGUCCACUACAACAAGCGGCAAACCGUAACGUCCCGCGAGAUCCAGACGGCGGUCCGCUUGCUGCUGCCCGGGGAGUUGGCCAAGCAUGCCGUAUCGGAGGGAACGAAGGCGGUGACCAAGUACACGAGCUCGCGAGAAUAGGCAG
Molecule: messenger RNA, 467 nt
Organism: Culex quinquefasciatus (southern house mosquito)
Lineage: Eukaryota; Metazoa; Arthropoda; Insecta; Diptera; Culicidae
Product: histone H2B
Exons: 1
Coding region: 32-463 (143 amino acids)
Cellular component (GO): nucleosome
Molecular function (GO): DNA binding; protein heterodimerization activity; structural constituent of chromatin
Source: RefSeq, a predicted model, not a curated record